AUGCUGAUAGCGAGGUCAGCACUCGGUCGGUCAAACUCGACGCCUCACAGCAGCAGCCUGAGCUCCUCGCAUACUUUUUUCCGACAUAAUCGAUCGCAGCAGCGCGGUGAGCCAAAGCUCAGCAGUGCGCGUUUAUUCGCAUCAGCCUCUGCCGAUGCUCCUCGAGGAACGGGACCGUCAGUGUCCAAUACCGCCGGUCCUAAGCGGAUUCUCGUAGGGUAUGUGUGCCCUCCCCAAUCACAGGUGUCCCUUUCACCAUAUCGCUCCUCGCUCACCACACUACCUGCCCGCCUUUCGCCCCUUCCGCAUCUUCGCAGAUGGACGGCAUUGAUCUUCAUCGCAGGAUUCUCCUAUUUCUAUGUCAAGACGCAAAAUACUCGUAAGAAGAGGCAGAUGAUGAUACGGGAUGCGCAAGAGGUUGCCAGGUCACAAGGGGCGUCGGAAGAGGAGAUUCGGCAAUUGCAAGAGAGGAUAGACAGGCUUGCGGAGAGACACGCUGUGGGAACCAAUGCCGCACGAGGUGAGUGAGCGCUUGGGGUACUUUGCGAGCGAAGGGACCGAGUGUCGGUGCGCACAGUGGCGAACUCUGGAGGCCUGAGCAUCGAGGAAGGGGGCGCUAAAUGCGCGGUGGGGGCACGAGAUGAGCUGUCCCUGCGACGCUGGCUGCACAGCUUAUUUCACAUUGUGCGCUGCAACAAGGUCCUGGAGGCUGGGCCGACAAUCACAAUUCAAUCACUGGCCGAGCUGACGCAUUCGCGCGGGCGUCUCCUUUCCAAAACAGGCGCCACACCAUCCUUACCGCCAGGUCAGACAGAGCAGUCUCCCAUUGCAAGUCUGCUAAGCGCGUUUGCGCGCCAAGGAUCUCCAAAGGAUGACAAGAAUACUGCAUAG
Molecule: messenger RNA, 891 nt
Organism: Ceraceosorus bombacis
Lineage: Eukaryota; Fungi; Basidiomycota; Exobasidiomycetes; Ceraceosorales; Ceraceosoraceae
Source: the annotation of a GenBank genome assembly